Sporothrix schenckii 1099-18 is the source of this 2421-nucleotide messenger RNA. RefSeq names its product pak-box/p21-Rho-binding protein. Bases 1 to 2421 code for a protein of 806 amino acids. The record is from RefSeq and is a predicted model, not a curated record. The transcript has a single exon. Lineage: Eukaryota; Fungi; Ascomycota; Sordariomycetes; Ophiostomatales; Ophiostomataceae.
AUGCCUUCUUCCAUCAACCGUUCAGGUAGCAUCUCGGAGCUGCUGGAGCCCGCCAUGGAAGGCCCUCCAUCGCCAGAGACACUCCGGGCCAUCAGCAACCAGAUGCGACUUGCUUCGACCACGGACAAGCACCAGAGCCAACAGAGCCAACAGAGCUACCAAAGCCACCAAAGCCACCACAGCCGCGAAAGCCACCAGACAACCUCUUCCGGAUCGUCGUCGCUGCGGUCACUGACGUCCGUGGACCGUCCAUCGUGGGACAAGUCCUUUGACAACAGCUCCAGCCUCUCGCGCAAGUCCUCUAGCCGGUCAACAAGCAGCACAGCACCCCGUGACCGUCAUGAAAGUGUGCAGAUUUUCGGCAAGAAUAUCUUCGGCAAGCGUGGCAUAUUGCGUCGAGAGAGCAGCGCGCCGAGCUCAUCCAACAGCUCGCUCCAUUCAGCCGAGCUGCCUUUCGAGAAGGGGAUCGCCAUCUCGUCGCCGCCCCCGCCACCAUUGCCUGCCGCUUCGUCAAACGCGCUGCCUACAAGCAACGCGAUGCCGUCUUUCUUCAGCCGUCGGCGAGCAGCAAACAAGUCGGGCCCGCCUAUCGAGGACCUGGAUGGACGCCGCCGUCUUCAAAUCUCAGGACCGUACAACUUCCAGCACUUGACGCACACCCAUAAAGAGCAACUCCCCAACCUGCAAAGAGGUAGCCGCGUUGCCCUGCAGUCCGAAUUCGCCUUGUCGCAGUCUGCCGCGCCCCCCGUUGACGGUAAGCUGCUGGGCAUCCAGGCCGAGAGCCUGCACUUUCCCAACUUCUCGUCGGAAACCCUGCCCAUCGACGAGGAUGCCGUUCUUGCCACGGUUCCGCGGCGGUCGGUUAUGCGGCCACAUGCAGCGUCCGUCUCGUCGGUCUACCCUCCGCCGCAGCUCAACUACACCAAGUCCCAGGACCAGCUGCGGAUUCCGCCACCGCGGCCACCACGAUCGCCUGCUGAGGCGUCGUCCUUCUCUCCUCCAAUCCCGCCCCCUCGGUUUUCGAGCCGGGCCUCUCUCCGCCCUGGAGAUUUGGACUCGAUGGCGACCAGCCCUCCCCGGAUGGAGCGUCCACGCACAAGCGGCGGUUUCCGCCAGCCAACGCCCUCGGUACACCCGUAUGCGGAUAUGCCGCGCCCACCUCUGAUGCACUCGCAUUCGUACUCGGCGGACACGAACGUGCCCUCAUUUGUGGACACACGCCGCUUCUCACAGAUGCCAGAGGUGUUUAUCCCUCCCUCAGCUGUUGCCGCUACCACUACUGCCGCCACCUCCCCGUCGGCCACACCCGACGACUCGAACUGGCCCCUGGCUGCCCCGGCAGCCGCCUCCGCCUCCACGUCUACGUUUGACAUCCUGCCUGGUGUUCCGGAGGAAGAGGAGCAAGUGUACAACCAGCGUAACAGCGUGCGCAAGUCGCGCAUGAGCGUAGCAAGCAACAGGUCGUCCCUGCGCAAGAGCCACUCGCUGCCACUUCUUCAACAGUUCCCUGUGCCACAGUCGUCCAAUGUCCAGCGCCCGCCGAGCGCGGCAUCCGAUACCUUGGGCCGCUUCGACCUCAUAGCUGCGCAGCGGUUGAUGCGCGAGGAGAGCCAGCCUCAUAACGACGAUGACGACUCGUUUGCCAAGGCCAACUGGGAGGACGACAUCGAUUACUGCUACGAGCACGAGAUUGAGGCCGAUUGCGAAUACGCUUGGGACCGCCCCUCCAUGGAUCUUUCUCGCGAGGAGGCUCUUGCAGGUGUGUCUGUCCACGAGAACAACAAGGAUGGUCAUGCGGUCAUCCACGCCUCCAAGACGGCGGCCAUGGCACACGCCUCGCCGCAUCUGCUGAGCCCCGGCUGCUUUGACAUGCCGGCUCUCAGCCCGGCCAGCCAGUCCUCGAUGGUCUCCAUGAACGAGGCUGUGACGCCCACGGCUCUGUCCAUGCGCCGGCCGCCUGGCCUGACGAUCCAGACCGGUGCGCCGGAGGAGGACGCGCUGCGGCCGAUGCAGCGGUUCUUCCACGGCCGCAGCGGGUCACGCGGCUCGCGUGCGUCGAGCUUCAAGGAAUCGCACGGCUUCAAUCUCUCGCCGAGCCUGUUUAUCCCCGGCAACGACAACUACGAGCAGUUCCGCCCGCCGGUUCGCGGUGCGCCCGUCGGCUUCGCCAUCGGUGCGGAAGAGGAGGACGAGAUGCCGACAUACGUGGAGUCCACGAUGACCAUGAACAAGUCGAUGCUUUUCAUCCCGGCGCGCACGAGUGCAUCGACGACAGCCAGCCACGAGUCCCGCGACUCCGUCCUGUCCGACCGGCACAUCUCGGCCAACUCCACGGCGACGGAUCUUACCCGCCUGACCAUGAGCACUGCCUCGAUCGAGGACCUCAUGUACAAGAAGGACCUCGAGGUCCCUCAGAUCUAA